Molecule: messenger RNA, 2866 nt
Organism: Esox lucius (northern pike)
Lineage: Eukaryota; Metazoa; Chordata; Actinopteri; Esociformes; Esocidae
Product: calpain-1 catalytic subunit
Exons: 23
Coding region: 265-2409 (714 amino acids)
Biological process (GO): proteolysis
Cellular component (GO): cytoplasm
Molecular function (GO): calcium-dependent cysteine-type endopeptidase activity; calcium ion binding
Source: RefSeq, a predicted model, not a curated record
UCCAUUCACCUUCACACCCCGGGCCAGACUACUCAUGGACCUUGCCAAGAAAGAGUACUACGCAAAAUGUGCUGGGGAAACAGGCCUAGAGGAUUCUUCCCUGGGACAGUCUGACUGUGGGAGAACUGAUCGAGCGGCAGCCAGAAAUCAACACAGCUUUUCAGUUCAGUAAACCUGCGAGGCUUUAAACGGUGGCAGUAACAAAAUCUCUACGUUCAAACGUUUUCAAGGUCCCUAUCCUUGUGUGGAGUUGGGGAGUAGGCUAUGGCUGUGGCGCAAGUGAUGGAGCAGGUGAUAGAGCGUGUUUUUGCUUCUGGGGUGGCUUCUCGUCUGAGGAGCCAAUGGGACCGCGACGAAGGCUUCGGUCAGAAUGACAAAGCUUUGAAGUUCCUGGGCCAGGAUUUUGAGUUUCUCCGGGCCCACAGUCUGCAGUGCAGACGCUUAUUUGAAGAUGACACAUUCCCCGCUCAGGUCUCGUCACUGGGAUUCAAGGAUCUUGGGCCGCGCUCCGCGAAGACACAGGGUGUCCAGUGGAUGCGUCCCACGGAGUUCUGCACUGACCCUCACUUUAUCGUAGACGGAGCCACACGUACAGACGUCUGCCAGGGAGCUCUGGGUGACUGUUGGUUGCUGGCAGCUAUCGCUUCCCUCACGCUGAAUGAGACUCUACUACAUCGGGUGGUGCCCCAUGGGCAGAGCUUCCACAACCAGUAUGCGGGGAUCUUUCACUUCCAGUUCUGGCAGUUUGGGGAGUGGGUGGAUGUGGUGAUCGAUGACAGGCUACCGGUUAAGGAAGGCAAGCUGCUGUUCCUCCACUCGGCAGAGGGGGCAGAGUUCUGGAGCGCCCUGCUGGAAAAGGCCUAUGCCAAGCUUAACGGGUGUUACGAGGCCCUCUCAGGGGGCAGUACAUCGGAGGGAUUUGAGGACUUCACAGGAGGCGUGACAGAGAUGUUUGAACUGAAGAAGGCCCCUGCAGAUCUAUUCAGCAUCAUCAGCAGAGCUGUGGAGCGAGGAUCCCUGCUAGGCUGCUCCAUAGACAUCUCUGGAUUUUUUGAAAUGGAGGCUAUGACAUUCAAGAAGCUGGUGAAAGGCCACGCCUACUCCGUGACAGGGGUCGAGGAGGUGGAGUAUAAAGGAAGUCCCACCAAGCUGCUGCGGAUCCGGAACCCAUGGGGAGAGGUGGAGUGGACCGGUGCCUGGAGUGACAAUUCAAGGGAGUGGUCAUGUGUUGACCCGUCAGUCAGAGCAAGACUGUACAACCGCAGCGAGGAUGGGGAGUUCUGGAUGUCUUUCAAUGACUUCAUGCGCGAGUUCAGCCGUUUGGAGAUCUGUAAUCUGACUGCAGAUGCCCUGCAGGCCAGUCAGGUGAAGAAGUGGAGCUCAGCUCUGUACCCUGGAGAGUGGAGGAGAGGCAGCACCGCGGGAGGCUGCAGGAACUUCCCUGCAACAUUCUGGCUCAACCCUCAGUUCAAAGUAGCCCUGCAACACCCUGACACAGAGGGCCAAUCAGGUUGCAGCUUCCUGGUGGCACUGAUGCAGAAGGAUCGUCGUCGGCAACGGCGCGAGGGGAAAGACAUGGAGACCAUUGGAUUUGCCAUCUAUGAGGUUCCAGAGGAGUAUAGUGGUCGGACUGGGGUACACUUGAAGAGGGAUUUCUUUCUGAGCCACAGCUCCAGUGCACGGUCGGAGCUCUUCAUCAACCUGCGCGAGGUCAGCUCCCGCUUCUGUUUGCCCCAGGGAGAGUACAUUAUCGUCCCCUCCACCUUUGAGCCCCAAAAGGACGGAGACUUUGUGCUCAGGGUGUUCUCUGAAAGGCCAGCUGACUCCCAGGAACUGGAUGAUGACAUCACAGCUGAUCUACCCGAGGAGGUGGAGCUGGAUGAAAGCCAGAUUGAUGCAGGCUUCAAGAGUCUCUUCAGACAGCUAGCUGGAGCAGAAAUGGAGAUCAGUAAUUCCAAGCUUCAGACAAUCCUAAACAGAAUCAUCAGCAAGCAUAAAGACCUGAAGACGGACGGCUUUGGAAAGGAGGCAUGUCGUUGCAUGAUUACACUCAUGGAUACCACCGGCACAGGGAAAUUGGGCUUGACUGAGUUCCAUGUGCUGUGGGAGAAAAUCAAACGCUACCUGACUGUGUUUAGGAAGUUUGACCUGGACAAAUCUGGCACCAUGAGCUCCUAUGAAAUGCGCAUGGCACUGGAAUCAGCUGGCUUCAAGCUGAAUAAUCAACUGUUCCAACUCAUUAUCCUGCGCUACGCAAAGGAAGACCUGAACGUGGACUUUGAUAACUUUGUGAACUGUCUCAUCCGCCUUGAAACCAUGUUCAAGACAUUUAAAGAAAUGGACACCGAUGCCGAUGGGGUGGUGUCCUUCAGCUUUGUCCAGUGGAUCACCCUCACCAUGUUUGCCUAGACAGCUAGACGUCCUGGAACUGCUACCGCCCGUGUUUGUGGCAACACCCCACUCCAGGCUUCAUUAACAUCACAAUGGCCUCAGUGUACUGGUCAAUGGCCUUGUUUCAGUACAUAUCAUGGAUGUUCAGUGCUAUAGAGUGAUUUCAAAUGUAGUCAAAAGUCCCACGUUCACUGAAAUGUUAUUCUAUUUAAACCCUGCAUGUCAGCUCAAUUGUUAAUUAAGUAUGUAAAAGGCGCUACAGCACUGAACCUAUGCAAUACAGAUCUAAACCCUUAACUGUGACUUCUUGGGGUUCUCAAACCCAUGACUCAAUGCUCGUUGUAUGUUGCGUUUGCAUGACUUUUUAAAUUACUUUUUUAAAGAUACGUGGUGCUCUGUAUUUAUUUUGUUUUCUAAACAGGCCAUAAUCAUGUUAAGCCAUUAUGCCUUGAAAUGUGGAAUAAGAAUAGCAAAA